Molecule: messenger RNA, 3807 nt
Organism: Engraulis encrasicolus (European anchovy)
Lineage: Eukaryota; Metazoa; Chordata; Actinopteri; Clupeiformes; Engraulidae
Gene: adamts18
Product: ADAM metallopeptidase with thrombospondin type 1 motif, 18
Exons: 22
Coding region: 1-3807 (1268 amino acids)
Biological process (GO): extracellular matrix organization; proteolysis
Cellular component (GO): extracellular matrix
Molecular function (GO): metalloendopeptidase activity
Source: RefSeq, a predicted model, not a curated record
AUGCAUUUCUACACAGACGGUGGUGGUGGUGGAGGGUUGUGGCGGCCAUGCGUUUCUACACAGACGGUGGUGGUGGAGGGUUGUGGCGGCCAUGCGUUUCUACACAGACGGUGGUGGUGGAGGGUUGUGGCGGCCAUGCGUUUCUACACAGACGGUGGUGGUGGAGGGUUGUGGCGGCCAUGCGUUUCUACACAGACGGUGGUGGUAGAGGGUUGUGGCGGCCAUGCGUUUCUACACAGACGGUGGUGGUGGAGGGUUGUGGCGGCCAUGCGUUUCUACACAGACGGUGGUGGUGGAGGGUUGUGCUUUUCGCUGGGCCUGAUCCGGACGGCGGAGGAGGAGUACCUUAUCUCUCCUCUUCCCAAUCACCUGGCAGCACGUCAUAACUACAGCGCCCCCAGUGGCCGACAUGCACAUGUCAUCUACAAACGCUCUGCUGAGGAACAGGUGCAUGGUCGCCGUGGCAGCACACGGAACCCUCACGGGGACCACCAUCACGGCCGUCACCACGGGGACCACCAUCGCGGCCGUCACCACAGACGCCACCAUCACCCUCACCGGGGCCGCCAUCACGGUCAUCGCCAUGGACACGGUCGCCAUGGUGAACAUCACCAUCCUCACCGGGAACACCAUCACAACAGCAGCCAUGGACACGGUCACCAUGGUGAACGUCAUCAUCAUCCUCACCGGGAACACCUUCACAACGGCAGCCACGACCACCACCACCAUCACCAUCAUCAUUCUCACCAGGAACACCAUCACAACGACAGCCACCACCACCACCACCAUCACCACCAUCACCAUGAUUACCAGCAUGGGAACCUACAGAGGCAACACUUCUGCGGACGCCGCAAGCAAUUCACUCCUCAGCCACCGAGCGAUGAUCUCUUCGUCAUGCCUGAUGAGUUUGAGCCUCCAGGCCGAAGCAAGCGCUCCCCGAUCUCGCUCUCGUCCAACAGCGUGGGCGGCGGCCUAAACGUGGAGACUCUGGUGGUGGCCGACAGGAAGCUGCUGGAGAAGCACGGCCGAGACAACAUCACCACUUAUGUACUCACUGUCAUGAACAUGGUUUCCAGUCUCUUCAAGGACGGCACCAUCGGCACGGACAUCAACAUCGUGGUGGUGAGCCUGCUGCUGCUGGAGCAAGACCCGCUGGGUCUGUCCAUCACGCACCAUGCGGACCAGUCUCUGAACAGCUUCUGUCAGUGGCAGUCGGGCCUGAUGGACCGCGGUGGGAGGCGGCACGACCACGCCAUACUGCUCACCGGCCUGGACAUCUGCUCAUGGAAGAACGAACCCUGCGACACGCUGGGGUUCGCUCCCAUCAGUGGGAUGUGCAGUAAGUAUCGCAGCUGCACCAUAAACGAGGACACCGGGCUCGGACUGGCAUUCACCAUCGCACACGAGUCUGGACACAAUUUCGGUAUGAUCCAUGAUGGUGAGGGUAACCCGUGUCGGAAGGCGGAGGGCAACAUCAUGUCUCCCACGCUGGCCGGCCACAACGGCGUCUUCUCCUGGUCCGCAUGCAGCCGACAAUACCUCAACCGCUUCCUCGGCACGGCGCAGGCCUCGUGCCUGGGUGAUGAGCCGCGGUCCAUGGGCCAGUUCAAGUACCCCGAGCAGCUGCCGGGACAGCUAUACGACGCGGACACACAGUGCAAGUGGCAGUUUGGAGCCAAGGCCAGACUAUGCGGCCUGGACUUCGUUAAGGACAUCUGCAAGUCCCUGUGGUGUCACCGUACAGGUCACAGGUGUGAGACCAAGUUCAUGCCAGCUGCAGAGGGGACCAUAUGUGGAGCGCAAAUGUGGUGCCGGCGGGGCCAGUGUGUGAGGUUCGGUGAGCACGGUCCGCGGGCGGUGGAUGGCCAGUGGUCGAGCUGGUCAGAGUGGUCGGACUGCUCCAGGACCUGUGGAGGCGGAGUCAUGCACCGGGAACGCUCCUGCAACAGCCCCAGUCCCCAGUACAACGGCAAGUUCUGCGCGGGCUCCAGCCGCCUGUACCAGCUGUGCAGCAGCAGGCCGUGUCCCAGCGGCGCAGUGGACUUCAGGGCACAGCAGUGCGCAGAGUACAACAGCAAGCCCUUCAGAGGAUGGUACUACAAGUGGAAGCCAUACACCAAGGUCGAAGACUCUGACAUCUGCAAGCUGUACUGCAUCGCGGAGGAUUUCGAUUUCUUCUUCGCCAUGUCCAGUAAGGUGAAGGACGGCACCUCCUGCUCUGACCAGCGGCCCGAUGUCUGCAUAGAGGGCAUCUGUGAGUCUGUGGGCUGUGACCAGGUGCUGGGCUCCAAGGCCUCGCUGGAUGCGUGUGGCGUCUGCAAGGGGGACAACUCCACCUGUCGCUUCCACAGGGGACAAUACACACAGCAGCACAGGGCCAACGAGUACUACGUGGUGGUGACGGUGCCGGAGGGUGCGCGUAGUGUGCAUGUUCAGGAGAUGGAGGUAUCCAGCAGCUACCUGGCCGUGCGCAGCCUGAGACGCCACUACUACCUCACUGCUGAUUGGACGGUCGACUGGCCGGGGAAAUUCCAUUUCGCCGGCACCACCUUCCACUACCAGCGAUCCUUCAACAUCCCAGAGAGCCUCUACGCCGCCGGACCUACAAACGAGACCCUGGUGUUUGAAGUCCUGCUGCAGGGUAAGAAUCCUGGAGUGAGCUGGGAAUUCACGCUGCCCCCCCCGGAGAGGAAACCCAACUACACCUGGGGAGUCAUGCGCACAGACUGCUCCGCACCCUGCGCUGGAGGUCGAGUCUCAACAAAGGCCAUCUGUCUGGAGGAGCAGCGAUCUCAGGUCAACGCCUCGCUCUGCAACCCCCACACCAGGCCUGCCCUCAGCUCCCACCUCUGCAACACACAGCCCUGCCCGGCCUACUGGACCACGGGCCAAUGGGGGGCGUGCAGCCGGUCGUGCGGGGGCGGGCAGCAGAGCCGCAACAUCCGCUGCCUGCGCAAGGUGACGUAUCAGCGGGACGAAGUGGCCCCACACACACUCUGCCCCGUCAUGGCCCCCGCGCAGCUGCAGCCCUGCAACACACACUCCUGCCCCCCCGAGUGGGGCACCGGCGCAUGGACACAGUGCUCCAAGACGUGUGGCCGUGGGCUUCGUAAGCGAGGGGUGUUCUGCCGCAGCACUGACCCGGGAGCGCGUGCCGUGGUGGUGCCGGACAGCAUGUGCAAGCAGCACCAGAAGCCCCGGGCCCAGGAGGCCUGCGUCCUCACGCGCUGCCCCAGGAACGAGCGCCUCCAGUGGGUCACCACACCAUGGAGCGAGUGCUCUGUGUCGUGCGGGACGGGCGUGCGCCGACGGGAGCUGCGAUGUGGCGAGUCAACCACUAGAGGGGGCUAUGUGGAGUUCCCCGUCAGGCGCUGCCGUAACUUGCCCAAACCCCCGUCCGAGCUUCAGCAGGGCUGCAGCAGUGGGCCCUGCCCGCCUGCUCCUGCCCCUGGGCCUGGUGGUCAGACCCCCAAUGCUGUGGUCCUGGGAUGGUACUCUUCACCAUGGCAACAGUGUUCUGUGUCGUGUGGCGGUGGGGUCCAGACCCGUUCUACCCAGUGUCUGCGGCAGGGUCGCCCCGCAUCGGGCUGCCCGCCCCACCAGAGGCCCACCAGCUCCAGGGCCUGCAACACACACUUCUGCCCGGCCCCUCCUUCCCACGGGAACGCACACACACCCACGCGAAAAGGGGAGAAGCCUUGUCUGGAUUACUUUGGCUGGUGCCACCUGGUGCCACAGCACGGCGUCUGCAACCACAAGUUCUACGGGGAGCAGUGCUGCCUCUCCUGCUCCAUGAAGAAACAAUGA